AAUCCAGGUAAAAUAGAACAGGUUUUGCUAUCGCAAACCUGUAAAUAGACUAGUCGGGUAUGCUGGGAAUUCAAGAUGGCUGCGCCCAUGAUAAAUGGAAGUCGGUGAAGUGUAUUUUCUUCUCAAAAACCGCGAAAUCUUCACGCAAGAACAUUCCAAGCACAGGUCCAACAUACCAGAACAUUAUGCACCGGUACUGUACCUGAAUAAAGGCACAGGUCCAAAAUACCGGAGCAUCAUGUGCCGAUACUCUACCUGAGACAUUGAGUAAUAUAACCUGAGAGUUCACCAACCUGAAGAUGCAGCUGGUCUCGCCUAACCUGUACCUGGGUAACCGUGGCGAUGCACAGGACGUCCAGGGCCUCAAGUCUGCCGGAAUCACCCACGUUUUGACUGUGGACAGUGAGGAGCUGAGCCCUGGUACAGAUGCUGGAACGUUCCAGCAGAAGUUUGUUCGUGCGUCGGAUGAGUCGAGUACCGACCUGCUGAGCAGGUUUGAUGAAUGCAGCAGCUUCAUUCAGAAGGGACGGAACCAGGGAGGGGUGCUGGUCCACUGUCUGCAGGGUGUUUCCCGCAGUGCAGCCGUCGUCGCAGCACACCUGAUGCAGACAGAGCGCUGGUCAUGUGACCAGGCCCUGCAGCACGUCCGGCAGGUCAAGCCAGACAUCAGACCCAACGAUGGCUUCAUGUCCCAGCUGAUGUUGUACGAGUCUCUGGGCUGCCAUGUGGACCAGAGUCGCAUUGAGUUCAAACAGUACAGACUGGAGCACCUCGCACAGCAGUUUCACGAGCAAGGUCAAGUGGAGUCCUCGACGUUUGCGUCGGACCCACAUGAGCGUGGAGACACGACAGGAGACGUCUCCAACACGGCACUGUUCAGGUGCAGAAAGUGCAGGAGGAGCCUGUUCCGUUCAGACAGCAUCAUGGAACACGAGACGGGGAGUGGACAGACGUGUUUCUCCUGGUACAAGCGGGGCGGUGCGGGGGAGGGCGGGGGAUCCAGUAUCCAGUGUUCCUCCAUCUUUGUCGUACCUGUCACCUGGAUGGCAGAGUCACUGGCAGGGGUGGUGCAGGGAAAGCUGCUGUGUCCCAAAUGCAACGGUCGUCUGGGCUCGUUUAACUGGGCAGGCGAGCAGUGUUCCUGUGGAGCAUGGAUCACGCCCUCCAUCCAGCUCCACAAAAACCGCAUCGACGAAGUCCGAAACCUCGGCCCCAACUCUCCUGUCAAAGUGUGCAGGUAGAUCGAUGUGUUACUGCAACACCGGACACAAGCAAGAUGAUUUAUCACUUUGUCUUCUGCUUUUGAAAGCAAAAUUUCACAGUCUGAGGAAAAUGGACAUGUUCACGAUACUUUUGACAUGUUCGCAGCACUUAAUCUUCAUGGUGACAGCAAUUGCAGUAAGACAAAUGAUACUAAAGUUCUGUUCAGAAGUGACAGUGAAAACUGUGAAUAUAAAAGUACAGUAAAGAAAAUAAAGAAUUACAGAAUUGCAAUUCUUGAGAAACCAGAGACACAGGCUGAAUUGCCAUGAGAUGACUGGUUCCUUCCUAAUUGUGACAAAGGAUCGGAGGCAGCUAAUUAAAAAUGAACCAGCAGGGUCACACAGUACAGCAAGGGGAAAGGAACGAGGAAGUCGUACGUCUGUGUAUCAUGGCACAGGACUGGGAUUCGAACCCAAGACCUUUGGCUCACAAGGCCAGGUGACUUCUCUCUACCACCGAGCUUCCCUGUAACACACUCAAGGCAGCUGCUGAGACAUGUCCUCAGACAUGUUAUCUCUCUAUUUGGCCAGUUUCUACUCUUUCCAGCCACCCCCCAAAGCCUGGUAGAGGAUAGUAUGCCAGCACUCUAGGAUAAAGGCAGACUAUGUGUAUCUAUAAUUGUAAGCAACAGAAAAGCUGUGAUUUUCACUCACUCACUCACUGUCCAGUUUAGCAUCUGUUGUUCCCUGUCUUCCGAGGGUUAGAUGUGCUUGUGUACACUAAUGCUGAAGCAAUUCUGUAAAAUAAUGAAUGUAUGAGGUACUGUGGAUAGAAAUUAAGUGGUUCAGAAAGCAUUUUAAAUGCUGAUUGGUUGAUAGUUCUGUCACAUGACACUAAGGUCCAGUUCAUUCUGUUAAACUAGAUCUCCAUUGGGUUUUUGUCAAAUCCAAAUUUAAACCAGUCGUAUUUUGUGAAUUACAUCUAAUCUAAAAGGGGCCUAAGAUAUACUACGUAGACAAGGGAAGCCAUAUUUGUAGAUCUUAUUCCCGAUGAUAAUAUAUAAGGCUAACUUGUAUGUUAAAGUUGCUGUCUGUGUGAAUGUCUGUGACUCUUUCCAUGCUGUUCAACAGAAGGAAGAACAACUAGCCUGUGUUACACAGUCUUUUUCUGUCACGUGUGCAAGGAGGCCCCUAGGUAUCACUGUAAUUGGCCACAAUGUUAGCCUGUGUUUACACAAUCUCUCACUGGCUAGCAUUAAUUGAUGUUUUUGCUAGGAGCCAGGUUUAGUCAGGCUAGCCAUAGUAUUUGAACAACGAUGGUUAGAUAGUUGCAGGUUAACGCCUGCAAUUAAAUGUGCAAAGAUUGAGUGUAACAAGUCGUUCGGUGUGAUAUAGCCAGCUGCCUCUGUGCCGCAUGCCUGCGAAGCUGGUGUGUUACGCCGAAGGGUUGUUAUACCGGCUGUACCGAUACAGAUAAAGAAUGUUGUUUGCAGCACAUAAAUACCCAGCGAUAAAUGUGAUGUACAUGUAUGUGGAAAAUGUAUCUUGCUGCAAGUAUUUAUAAUCUCUGUGAGAACAUUAACUGUUAAUGUUGUAGAUACCUGUGCCAUAACAUUGUUUUACAAUGUGAUGCUACAAUUACCUCAAUAGUCUGUGCAACCUACAUGUAUGGCAGUUUGAAUAA
Messenger RNA from Branchiostoma belcheri (Belcher's lancelet), 2886 nucleotides. RefSeq names its product dual specificity protein phosphatase 12-like. Gene Ontology annotation, biological process: protein dephosphorylation. Bases 300 to 1241 code for a protein of 313 amino acids. The transcript is spliced from 9 exons. NCBI's taxonomy places the organism in Eukaryota, Metazoa, Chordata, Leptocardii, Amphioxiformes, Branchiostomatidae. The record is from RefSeq and is a predicted model, not a curated record. Gene Ontology annotation, molecular function: protein tyrosine/serine/threonine phosphatase activity. Gene Ontology annotation, cellular component: nucleus.